Messenger RNA from Trematosphaeria pertusa, 4140 nucleotides. Its product is annotated as MAP kinase. The coding region runs from base 1 to 4140 and encodes 1379 amino acids. The record is from RefSeq and is a predicted model, not a curated record. Gene Ontology annotation, cellular component: cytoplasm. Gene Ontology annotation, molecular function: ATP binding; MAP kinase kinase kinase activity. NCBI's taxonomy places the organism in Eukaryota, Fungi, Ascomycota, Dothideomycetes, Pleosporales, Trematosphaeriaceae. Gene Ontology annotation, biological process: protein phosphorylation; stress-activated MAPK cascade. The transcript has 2 exons.
AUGAGCCACGGUUCUGUUCGAGGGGUCCGCUUCAGCGUCGCGCACGACAACACUCUGCUGCCCGCGCACACAACCGCCGACAUGACCAAGCCCGUCGUGGUGAACGCGCCCGAGCUGCUGGCCACCGACUCGUCCGGGUCAGCUUCUUCAGGCGAAUCCGACCAGGACGCGCCGCGGCAAAGGCUUGGCUCUCUCGACGACGACGGCCAAUAUCAAUUUGCGCCGCCCGUGACCACGACGCCCAUCGACGACGUGCCGCCACUGAGUGCUGGCGGAGGCUACAACUGGACCACCACCGUACCGUCUCGUUCGCGCGGCAUUGCGACGCCCGGCGGAACCGUGGCCGCUUUCGACAACCAUCUGCCGCCCAUACAGACAACCGGCAUGAGCACCGGACGGACGCCGCGACCCGCCGCGGUCAGGACGCCGUCCAACGCAUACGCACCUGCCCGUCGCCCGCAGCAGUUCUCCCUCAACACCACCACGAGCCGCCACCGCAAUUCCUCGACGAACCGCGCCCGCCGCAACCCGAAUGCCGAUUAUCGUGCUCAGGAAAAGGCAUACGUGCAGCGCAUCCGGCAGGAGAACGAGCACGAUGAGUUCUUCAGCGACGUACGCACGCCGAGCCUCGGGUAUAGCACCGACUCCGAAUCGGACGACGAGUCGCCGUCCACCGCCGAGUACGUCGAUAAUGACCCCUACGACCAGGAGACGCUGCUGUACUAUGGCAACGAUGACAUGCAGCCGUCGGUGGAGGAGCUCAAGAUACCUGCGAACCGCGAGAGGCUGGAGUGGCAUUCGAUGCUCGCUAGUGUCCUCACGGGAGACGUCGUGAAGCAAGAAAAGAAGCGGCUGAUUGGCAGCACCGAGCAGCAGGGCGACAGCACGCUGAAGGCCGAGAUCUGGAUGGGCAUCCGCGCCAAGGUCUGCGGCAGGUCUCUCCAAGCACAGCGCCGGAUCAUAGACGACAAGCGGUCAAGCAUCAGGACGGAGCUCGAGAGCAUCAUCACGUUCGAGGUGCAGGGUGCCGCAGAAGCUGGCCAAACUGCAGCAGCACAGGUGGCUGAAGUCGUCAAGAAGAUCGAGAAGAUCGAAAGCCUCUUUCCCACAAGGCAGGCGCUCGAGCAAGCUUAUCCUAGGGCGGCGUCGCAAGCCUACAAAGACGCCUGCGAUGCCGUCGUCGCUUGGAACAACACCACGGAGCUUAUCAACACAGAAAUGUCCAUCUUGAAAAAGUGGGUCGGCAACGAGGAGCUGGAUUUCUCCAUGCCACGGGCACGCUCGUCCCAGGACCACCAUCUGACCGACGAUUCCUCUUUCAUCGACCGCAUAUUGAAGGAAGACGGUCUCAAGUCGCUGCAGGGAGAAUCGAGCCUUCUGGAUGCUCUGGAGAAGGUCAUCCACAAGGCAAAGGCUACUCUGAUUGCCAAUGCCGAGGGCUUCGCCGAUAGACAUCUUCCGCCGUAUAUCGAAGAGCUGCUUACGCUGAUCAAUUUCCCUUCGCGCCUGCUCCAGGAGAUCAUUAGAGUCCGGCUCUCGUAUGCCAAGAAGAUCAAGGAUCCCACCCAGCAAGGUGUCAUGAUGGCGGAGCAGAUGAUCUCGCAAUUCCAGAUCCUUCUUACCUUAGCCGGUAAAAUCAAGGAAGGCUACAUCAUCACCUCACGGCCGGAGCCAGGGUGGGAUCUGCCGGUUUGCAUUGAGGAGAACUUCGAUGUGGUCGUGUUGGAUGCUCUGAAAUUCUACUUCAAGAUGCUGAAUUGGAAGUUGUCAGCAAAUAAGAACACGUUCAAGGAAGCUGAAAUCCUGGAGCAAGAGUGGGAAUUCUCUAAUAAGCUUGGGCGACAGCUUGAAGGUGGUGAUGUGGAGACGGCGGAACAGUUCAGCUCUCUCACAUCCAAGUCUCUGUCACGUCUAACUGCGCACUUUGAGAAGGAGCUCCAGCGCAGGCCGGAGGAGCUCACAGGCGCCGAGAUGGAGAAACGAUACAAACAGAUACUAGACUCCGUCCGUGUACGGCAACGGAAGCUGUUUCGUUUCUCUAGGAUACUUACUCAGCGUUUCGAGAAUUGUACCGAGUACAAUAUCAACCAUAUCGAUUUGGACCAGGAGCAGCUAAACGAUCUCUACGAAUCACUGGUCAUCACAGGGCACUUCCUGGUGGAGACCACUGGCGGAGAUAACAUGGGCGUAUACAUCAUUGCUUCACCGGCUUUGCAGGAUCGACCGAAGGACAUCCAGUCUCUCCUCACCACAUGCUAUCAUGCAGAAGAGAAUCCGGAAGAUCCCUCGAACCCGUACGCCCUCAUUAUCAGGCCCGAGACGCGUCUUUACUGGACUGGGAAGAAAAUGGCGGCUAAUAUCCGAGAACCUCAUCUGGACGUCAAACCCGGCAGAUUACGACUGGUCGCCGAUGGUUCACAGCAGCGGCUUGCGAAUGCAAAUGCGUCCUUUCUGCAUGCCAUUGGAAUUGACUUGAAUACAUUAGUAGACCAGCGAGCGAACCUCCCUCGUGUCAACCAGGAAUUGCAAAAGAUUAAGAAGACCGCAUACAAGCUCUCCAACACCAUCAUGGACAGUGUUGAAAUAGUACGGAAGCAGACUGUUGGGCUUGACUGCCAGGACCUUAUCCAGACUUGUUUCGCAUUCGCAACCGAGUUUGGCCAGCGUUCCCUGCUUUACAUGGACUACAACCGCCGUGCCAUGAAUAACAUAAAGCUGACUCGGUUGGCUUUAGACUGGGUGAGCUUUAUCUGCGAUGACUGCAUCGCUUCGGAUCGGAAGACCUUCCGCUGGGCUGUGGUUGCGUUAGAGUUCGCCAUGAUGAUGACCCGUGGGCAGAACAUCCUCUCUAUUAGCGACGAAGAAUACUCUAUGCUACGCUUGAAAGUAGCCGGGUGCAUGUCAGUGCUCAUCUCACACUUCGACAUCAUGGGUGCAAGGUCUACCAUUGCAGCCCAAGCGGAGCGGCAGCGGCUGAACGCUCUUGUUGGCAAGACCCUUUUCGAUCCCAAGAACAUGAAGGACGAUGACGAGUCAAUCCAGUUGACUCAGGAGCAAUGGAUGCAACGGCUCGAAGAGAUAGAUGCAUUCAGAAAAGAGAAGGAGGCCGAGCGCCAAACCCUAGGAAGAGUGCUGGAAGAUUCCAACGAAGCCGAUCGGGCGCUUACCUAUCUAUCCUCUUCCGCUACUAAUGUUACUCUGCGAUGGCAGCAGGGACAGUUUGUCGGCGGUGGCACCUUCGGCUCGGUGUAUGCGGCCAUGAACCUGGACUCUGGGCAUUUGAUGGCUGUCAAAGAAAUCCGUCUACAGGACCCACAACUCAUUCCUACCAUCGUAGCGCAGAUCCGCGACGAGAUGGGGGUUCUACAAGUCCUUGAUCAUCCAAACAUUGUUUCCUACUAUGGUAUUGAGCCGCAUAGAGACAAGGUGUACAUCUUCAUGGAGUACUGCUCCGGCGGUUCUCUGGCCGGUUUGCUCGAGCAUGGCAGGAUCGAAGACGAGACGGUGAUUCAGGUAUAUGGCCUGCAGAUGUUGGAAGGUCUCGCAUAUCUCCAUGACUCCGGCGUCGUGCAUCGCGACAUUAAACCUGAAAACAUCUUGUUGGACCACAACGGAGUCAUCAAAUUCGUCGAUUUCGGAGCUGCUAAAGUCAUAGCAAGGCAAGGUAGAACCUUGGCUGCUGAACACACAGCUACUCGACAAGGCCGACAGCGCUCGAUGACCGGAACUCCGAUGUACAUGUCGCCCGAAGUUAUUCGAGGUUCGGGACAAGGCCGUCACGGCGCAGUCGACAUCUGGUCUCUCGGCUGCGUCAUCUUGGAAAUGGCAACUGGUCGCCGACCCUGGGCUAGCAUGGACAACGAGUGGGCCAUCAUGUACCACAUUGCCCAAGGCGACCCUCCUCAACUUCCAACCAAAGAUCAGCUCAGCGAACAAGGCAUCGACUUCUUGAAGAGAUGCUUCGAGCGCGACCCAACUAAACGCGCUUCGGCCGUGGAACUCUUGCAGCACGACUGGAUCAUGACUUUGCGAGCACAACUGUCUCUGGAACCGCAGACUCCGAGCAGCGAAACGUCGAGCAAUUCAGGCGGUCCAGGUAGUGCUACCAGUACCCGCCAAAAUUCCGCCGUCUUCGGCUAA